GCCUGUGAACAUCAAGUCAUUAGGUCCGUUUGACAGUUCAGAGUCCGAAUGACCAACUACAACUUAUUCACCAUUUUUAGUAAAAAGCACACCUGAUGCUUAGCCUCUUCUUUACAGACAUCCUUAAAUCAUAGGACCUUUAAUGUUCUAUGUCAUGGUUAAUGGCAUGUACAUGUUGUAAAAGGUCCUUAUGCUUCAUAUUGUUCAAGCUCUAAGUUAGAGCUUAUAUUAUAACCUUUGCCCUAUGCUACAAGUUAAACCUAACCCAGGUAGCUUAGGUAUUCAUCUUAAGCUUUGAGACGCUCGACGGCUCCUCUUUUUACAUAAUAUAUCUACCCUACUCUUCCCAUGCAGCCGGUUUGAUCAUGAUAAGGAAGAAACACGGACCCUAUUAAACUCGACAUACCCAUGAGCCGAUACGAUGCCUCCAAACCUCUUCUCCCGCUUCGUACCGUCCGGCGACGAUAGACCCUUGUACGACCGACUUAGAAACGGUCAAGAUGACGAUAUCGAAAGUAGAGCUGGCCUCGACCUAGACGAGGAAAACCUAGCCCAACAUUUCCAAGAUGAUGACCUCGACCACGCCGGUGGUCCUAGUCUCGAUGAUAGCCACAUUUCCGCACCACGCAGCCCUGUCGCUGCCGCAAGUAGAGCUCGUCGCACCGCUGCGAGAGCAAACCCACACGAGGCGAGAUCGCGAUGGCUUACACAAGAGGACGAUAUGGAUAACGAUGUUCCCGCCUCUCUCCUAGUAGAAGGUCCCGAUGCCACCGCAUCCAAGCCAAACCAAUACAGGACAAGCCCUCAGCAGGCACGGAAUUCUACUAGACGCCACUCUUCGAACCGGAGGAUACAAGCGCAGUGGGAAACUGCGCAGGCGCAUCAGAGGCUACAUCAAGACGAGGAAUACGGUCCGUCAACCAGCGACCAGCCCCAGAGAGGCGGCACUGUGAGGGGUCCGGGAUUCAUAGGCAGCCCCAAAGACAAGGCUAUGUUUAGAUGGGCUAACGUCUCCAAUCUAGACGUCUUCAUCAGGGAUGUCUACGACUAUUACCUAGGAGCGGGAAUAUGGUGUAUCCUACUCGACAGGGUCCUACAUUUAUUAAAGGUUAUCUUCGUUGCGACUUUACUCACACUAUUAUCGCAGUGUAUAGAUUACAGCAAGAUCCGCGAUAGUAAGAGCCUGUCGCAGAUCAUGAUUCCCCAGUGCACGAAGCACAUGUGGGGAAUAUGGAACUUGAGCCUCUGGGUUUGCAGUUUUUACUUUGUCUGGAAGAGCAUUCAGUGGAUUCUUGAUAUACCGCGUUUGAUGCACAUCCGCGAUUUCUUCGUCUACCUCCUGGAAAUCCCCGAGGAUGACAUGCAAACCGUCUCGUGGCAGGAUGUUGUGGCCAAGAUCACCGCCCUUCGCGACGAGAAUGUGAAGACAGCUACCAAUAUAACACCAUCGCAACGCCGUUUCUUGUCUAAGCAGCUGGGACAUCACAUAGCAAGCCAAUCAAAAGAAAGACUCGAUGCCCACGAUAUUGCAAACAGGUUAAUGAGACGAGAGAACUAUAUCAUUGCUCUCUUCAACAAGGACGUAUUAGAUCUCACGGCCCCGGUUCCAUUUCUACGAAAUCGGCAACUAUUCUCGAAAUCUCUAGAGUGGACGGUUCAGUUCGGCGUUUUAGACUUAGUCUUCAACGAGGGUGGCCAGGUCCAUCAACGAGUCCUCAAAUCCGAUCAUCGUGGACACCUCAGCAGGGAAAUGCAAACGAGAUUUGCAUUUGCAGCAGUGAUGAACCUCAUAUUCGCCCCGUUUGUAGCAUCUGCCCUCCUUGUUGACUUCAUCUUCACGUACUACAAUGAAUUCAAAACCAAUACCUCAUCUCUAGGGGCAAGACAGUACACGCCGCUUGCCAGGUGGAAGUUCCGCGAGUUCAACGAGCUCCCACACCUGUUCGAGGAACGCUUGAAUAUGUCGUAUCCUUUCGCGAAACACUACAUAGACCAGUUUCCAAAAAAGAAGACAGAGUCAGCCGCCCGAACGGUUCAGUUCUUUUCUGGCGCACUUAUUGCUGUUUUGGCCAUCGUGGGAUUCUCCGACCCCGAGAUGUUUGUCGAAUUUGAACUGUUCCCGGGGAUGAAUACAUUCGCUUUCGUUGCACUUCUAACAACAACAUGGGCCGUCGCUCGUGGAAUGAUAUCCGAAGAGAACGACGUGUUCGAUCCCGAAUUUGCGAUGCAGAGCGUCAUCGAAUACACGCAUUACCAACCAGAUCAGUGGAAAGGUAGACUCCAUAGCUACGAGGUCAAGGCCGAGUUUUCCGAACUUUACAAGUCGAGAAUCAUCAUCUUCCUGGAGGAAAUCACCAGUGUCUUGGUCACGCCCCUGGUGCUCUUCUUCAGCUUGCCAAAGUGCAGCGAUCAGAUCAUCGAUUUCUUCCGCGAAUUUACAAUCCACGUCGACGGGCUAGGCUACGUGUGCUCGUUUGCCGUGUUCGACUUCCAGAAAGACCAGCGCACGACAAAGCAGCAGCCCGGUAAUAUGAAUGAUGCCAGGGAGGAUUAUUACGCUACCAAACACGGGAAGAUGCAGGCUUCCGUCCACGGCUUCCUGGAUAACUACGUCUACCACCCUAGAACUGGUCUUCCCGGAAAUCACGCCAUGGGCCCAGUCGGACGUCACCAAUUCCACCCCCCGCCCGCUUUCCCAGGCCUCAUGUCGCCUACCCUCGCCGCAGACAUGUACUCCUCGCGCAUCGGACCCAGCGAGCGACCUAGAAGCCGAGCACCAAUCCCAAGCAGAACACCACGCUUCGGCCCCGCCGUCGCGCCCUCGCCAAUGGCCUCCAUGCUCCUCGAUCCGCACCACCAACCCUCCGCCUCAUUCAUCGCGACCCGGACUACCCCACAGCGUACGCGCCAGCAGCGUGGCAUGCCCUCGGGUGACACGAAUAUCAUCGAGGAAUCGACGGAAGAUGGGCCCUCGCGAAGCGUUAUCCGUCGGCACGAUACGGCGUAUACGGACGACGGCGAUGUUGAAGAAAGCGUGGCGCGAUUGGGAGAGUCUACGUGGGAGGGCUCGCCUAGGCACGGUAUGAGCCGCGAGGGGAGUAAUGCUACCGAUGGCGACGAUGGCCCGGGCGUCGUGACGAUGCUGAAGCAGUUCCAGCAGGCGCAUUUGGAUCGGCGGGGCGUUAUGUAAUGGACGGGCAAACCAGGUUAGGGGUUUGGGUUUAGAAGGGUGGUUCUGCUGGCUUGCUUGCUUGCUUGCUUGCCUACUUAACAUACUUAACAUACAUACCCUGUCUGUAUAAGAGAGCUGGUUAGCAAGGGUUAACUAAUAUAACAUAACAUUACACAACGAGCUACGAGGGAACGGACAUGGAGUUCAGGCGGUGUUUUUGUUUUUUUUUGUUUUUGUUUUUAUCUUUGGUUAGGGCAUCGGCAUCGGCAUUGGCAUAGGUACAGAAAGUAUCAGUAUCAGUGCUAGUGCUAAUAUCAGACUACGGAAUAGAUGAUCACAUUACUGUUAACUAAGCUUAAAUCACUUUUGGGUUAACUUUGAUACUGCUUGGAGUAAAUAGAUGUCAAGUAAGUAAGUUGAGUUUAGGUCUAUAAAAAAC
Messenger RNA from Daldinia loculata, 3611 nucleotides. RefSeq names its product APG9-domain-containing protein. The transcript has 2 exons. Bases 422 to 3190 code for a protein of 922 amino acids. Lineage: Eukaryota; Fungi; Ascomycota; Sordariomycetes; Xylariales; Hypoxylaceae. Gene Ontology annotation, biological process: autophagy of mitochondrion; protein localization to phagophore assembly site. Gene Ontology annotation, cellular component: autophagosome; phagophore assembly site. The record is from RefSeq and is a predicted model, not a curated record.